CUCUGAUUGGCGAUUCCGAACGAAUGACGAAAAGGAGACUAAUGAUUCUCUCCACACCCACCCCACCGCCGCUAUCGGAUUUUCCCUACGUCCCGUAUUGUUCUUUUCUAAAACGCGCAUAUCCGAACACCUGGAUGUCGCGAUUCACACUAUAUUGUCAUGCUUGAAGGGAUUCGAACUCGUCUUGGCUAGCCGGCAAUUAAAAUUGGCAGACGCGGAACUGACUGGAUAAGUAAGAUAUUUUCAAGCUCCACGAGUCAAGCGAUUGAAUAAGCCGUAACGCAGGAGAAAUAAAAACCUCAGUAAGAUCCCAACAUAUAGGUACUGUCUUGUUGUAUUCUCCUGCCAAGGACCCCAAUCGUCGAGAACUAUCGCCUAUCAUGGCGACCGAGCCGACAGAGUCUAAGACCGCAACCGUACUCACAGAACCAGUUAAGCAAUCGACAUUCGGUUCAACAGAUCCUCAUCCUGAGAAUCUCCCACCUCUGACCAAGUGGGAGAAGUUUCUCGAGAUAAUUUGGGAUGGCGGGCGCCGAACGAAAGAGGAGCGCAAGCUCGUACAACGACUCGACCUCCAUGUUAUGAGCUGGGCGACGUUCGGAUACUUUAUUCGUCUCCUUGAUUCCACGAACAUCAACAAUGCGUAUGUCAGUGGCAUGAAGGAGGACUUGAAUUUCAAGGGGAGACAAUACAAUUUGCUCGCGACGUUCUUCACCUGUGGGUAUUUGGUCGGCCAGAUUCCUAGUCAGUUUAUUCUGACCAAAGUUCGACCGUCUGUUUAUCUGCCCACAGUAGAAUUACUAUGGACAAUCUUGACGUUCUGCUUCGCCGCAGUUCCAAACGUCAAGACAGUUUUCGCGCUUCGCUUCAUCCUAGGCAUGCUAGAAGCACCGUUCGCAGUGGGUGUAUUGACUUUGAUGGGAUCCUGGUACACACCCCGCGAGCUCAGCAAGCGCAUUGCGAUAUUCUACUCCGCCUCCUAUGCCGCUUCCAUGUUCUCCGGUUACCUGCAAGCGGCCAUUUAUCGUGGCAUGAAUGGCACCGCAGGACUGCCGGGUUGGCGCUGGUUGUUCAUUUUCUGUGGCAUCAUCAGCAUUUGGGGUCCUCUUUGGGGGUACUACGCUGUCCCCGAUAACCCAUAUACCUCUCGCGCGAGAUGGAUGAGGAACGAGGAGCUGGCCUCGCAUCGCCGGAGAAUGGAGAAGAUCGAUCGGAGGAAGCCCGUGCCUUUGAGCUGGGCGAAGUUGAAGAAAAUCGUCACCCACUGGCCACUCUAUGCGUUCACCUUCACGCUCAUAUGCCACUGUGUGGUGACGCAACCCCUAAACUACUUCCCCGUAUGGCUGAAGUCCCUCAACCGCUUCACGGUAUAUCAAAUCAAUCUCUUCCCCACCGCAGCGCAAGCUGUUGGCCUUGUGACCACGCUGCUAUACGGCUGGCUAUCUGACGGCCUUUCUCGCCGUUGGCAGAUCAUGCUAAUCCCCUGUGCCUUCAACUUCAUCGGCAUGGUAGUCGUCGUGGCGUCUCCCAACUUCGGCGCCACCUUUUUCGGAUACUUGAUCAAUGCUGCGAGUUGGGGUUUCUGGCCCGUGUGCUAUGCGUGGAUGAUCGAGAUCCUGCACGAGGAUAUGGAAGAGAGGGCAAUCGUGAUUGGAGUUGCACAGACGUUCGGGCAGGCGUUCAUCGCGUGGGUACCUCUUCUGAUCUUGGAUGUGGGAAAGUAUGCUCCGAGAUUUAAGAUGGGAUUUCAGGUUAUGACGGGAGUAAGCGUCGGACAGACUCUUGCAGUGGGAUUGGUUUGGUGGUUUGUGAGGUGGGAAACAAGAAGGAAAGGCGAGGCCAAGGUAGAGAACAGGAGCAGCGAAGCUGAAGAAGAGAGGGACAGUGAGGUCGGUCACCUAGACUGGAGAAUUGGGGGAGUAUAA
Molecule: messenger RNA, 1925 nt
Organism: Aaosphaeria arxii CBS 175.79
Lineage: Eukaryota; Fungi; Ascomycota; Dothideomycetes; Pleosporales
Product: putative allantoate permease
Exons: 3
Coding region: 381-1925 (514 amino acids)
Biological process (GO): transmembrane transport
Cellular component (GO): membrane
Molecular function (GO): transmembrane transporter activity
Source: RefSeq, a predicted model, not a curated record